This is a messenger RNA of Penicillium atrosanguineum, 678 nucleotides long. RefSeq names its product glutathione S-transferase family protein. The coding region runs from base 1 to 678 and encodes 225 amino acids. The record is from RefSeq and is a predicted model, not a curated record. The transcript has a single exon. Lineage: Eukaryota; Fungi; Ascomycota; Eurotiomycetes; Eurotiales; Aspergillaceae.
AUGUCUUCCACGCUCACCGUCCAUCACCUUCGGCGCUCACAAUCAGAGAGAGUGACCUGGCUAUGCGAAGAACUCGAAAUUCCGUACAAGCUUGUGUCAUACGAUCGGGACCCUCAAACCAUGAGUGCCCCAGAGGAUUUCCGCAAGCUCCAUUGGGCCGGAACUUCCCCAAUUAUCGAGGACGGCAAUAUUGUUCUUGCCGAAACCGGCGCCGUCUUUGAAUAUAUCCAAACCAAAUACGCCAACGGUCGCCUAUCUCUGCCUCCGACUCAUCCGCAAUAUGCCGAUUACCUAUUUUGGCUUCAUCGAGCCAACGGCACUUUGCAGCCCGGCCUUAUUAAUUUGAUGUUCUGCCGCAUCAAUGGCACUCCAGAUGAUGAUUUCGGUCGGCAACAUACGCAAAAGCGUAUCGACGAGAACUUCCAAGCCAUGGACUUACAGCUGUCCAGGUUCCCUUAUUUGGCGGGUGAUGAAUUUACGGCUGCCGAUUGCAUGACCGUUUGGUCGUUGACCACUCUCCGCCUGUUUAUUCCCUACGGUUUUGAGAAGUUUCCAAACAUUGUGAAAUAUCUUGAGCGGAUUUCGCAGCGUCCGGCCUUUAAGAAAGCUUUGGAAAAGGGAGACCCUGGUUUGAAGCCUGUCAUUUCUGUUUCCCCUCCGGAGAACCUUCUUGUCUAA